AUGCAGUGCUUAUCUCCGAGGCUCCACCCCGGGCCUUUGGAGGAGUCCGGGAGAAAUCCUGCGAGACGCCGCUUUCUGCGGGUCGGUUGCCGUGGAAACGGCCGCCCGGCGGAAAUGGAACUGCGCGUGCGCUUCCUCUUCCGGGUCGACGACCCACCGCCCCACCGGGGAGGUUGCAUGGGCUGCAGCUUCCCGCGCGGUCUCCUACGUCUGCUGCGGCCGCCGCCAGCCUCACGGCCCCGGCCGCGUGUGCUCAGCCUGGAGUCCGUCCCGCCGCCCAAGCGACCCCGCGGCAGCCUCAUGGCGCCACCCCGAAUCGGCACGCACAACGGCACUUUCCACUGCGAUGAGGCCCUGGCGUGCGCACUGCUGCGCCUCCUGCCCGAGUACCGGGAUGCGGAGAUUGUGCGGACCCGGGACCCCGAAAAACUGGCUUCUUGUGACAUCGUGGUAGAUGUGGGUGGCGAGUAUGACCCUCAGAGACACCGAUAUGACCAUCACCAGAGAUCUUUCACAGAGACCAUGAGCUCCCUGUCUCCUGGGAAGCCAUGGCAGACCAAGCUGAGCAGUGCGGGACUCAUCUAUCUGCACUUCGGGCACAAGCUGCUGGCCCAGUUGCUGGGCAUCAGUGAAGAGGACAGCAUGGUGGGCACCAUCUAUGACAAGAUGUAUGAGAACUUCGUGGAGGAGGUGGACGCGGUGGACAAUGGGAUCUCCCAGUGGGAAGAGGGAGAGCCUAGAUACGUGCUGACUACCACACUGAGCGCCCGGGUUGCCCGACUGAAUCCUGCCUGGAACCAGCCCAACCAAGACACCGAGGCCGGGUUCCAGCGUGCAAUGGACCUAGUCCGAGAGGAGUUCCUGCAGAGACUAGACUUCUACCGGCACAGCUGGCUGCCGGCCCGGGGCUUGGUGGAAGUGGCCCUGGCCCAGCGGUUCCAGGUGGACCCAAGUGGGGAGAUAAUAGAACUGGCAAACGGUGGAUGCCCCUGGAAGGAGCACCUCUACCACCUGGAAUCUGGGCUGUCCCCACCAGGGACCAUCGCCUUUGUUAUCUACACUGACCAGGCCGGACAGUGGCGGGUACAGUGUGUGCCCAAGGAGCCCCAUUCAUUCCAGAGCCGGCUGCCCCUGCCAGAGCCAUGGCGGGGUCUUCGGGACGAGGCCCUGGACCAGGUCAGUGGGAUUCCUGGCUGCAUCUUUGUCCACACCAGCGGCUUCAUUGGUGGGCACCACACCAGAGAGGGUGCCUUGAGCAUGGCCCGUGUCACCCUGGCCCAGCACCCGGUACCUAAGCCUCCCACAAAUUCCCUAGUCCAAUAAAAUGUCAUGUAU
Messenger RNA from Zalophus californianus (California sea lion), 1335 nucleotides. RefSeq names its product MYG1 exonuclease (gene MYG1). Gene Ontology annotation, cellular component: cytoplasm; nucleus. NCBI's taxonomy places the organism in Eukaryota, Metazoa, Chordata, Mammalia, Carnivora, Otariidae. The transcript is spliced from 7 exons. The record is from RefSeq and is a predicted model, not a curated record. The coding region runs from base 1 to 1323 and encodes 440 amino acids.